UCGUCAUCAUCGUACUAUUACAGGAAUUGCAGCCGCGGCUUACUUGUACCUGUGGCUGUGUGUCCUGCAAUCCUUAUAAAGUGGACGAGCACACCUUGCCAUCCAGUCUGAGCGCGCCGUGAAGCCUGUCGGCCAUGAGGAUCUAUUACCUUCUCCUCCUGUUGCCGUUGCUGUUCUUGAUGCCUGUUCCAGGAAACGGAGGGAUUAUAAACACCCUGCAGAGGUAUUACUGCCAAAUAAGGGGUGGCCGGUGCGCCCUGGUCAGCUGCCUGCCGCGGGAGGAGCAGAUAGGCCGCUGCUCUUCCGGGGGCCGCAAGUGCUGCCGAAGAAAGAAAUAAAAAAAGCCCAGAAGUCUGAUGGGAACGGUGUAAAGUGUGAAAAUCCCUCCUGGAAGUUUAUAGAAGAAAAAUCAAAUUAAAUAUUUUUUUUUCAAAAGAA
Molecule: messenger RNA, 438 nt
Organism: Ailuropoda melanoleuca (giant panda)
Lineage: Eukaryota; Metazoa; Chordata; Mammalia; Carnivora; Ursidae
Product: beta-defensin 103A
Exons: 2
Coding region: 135-338 (67 amino acids)
Biological process (GO): cell chemotaxis; defense response to bacterium
Cellular component (GO): extracellular region
Molecular function (GO): chemoattractant activity; CCR6 chemokine receptor binding
Source: RefSeq, a predicted model, not a curated record